This is a messenger RNA of Triticum aestivum (bread wheat), 1240 nucleotides long. Its product is annotated as plant cysteine oxidase 2. Gene Ontology annotation, molecular function: oxidoreductase activity, acting on single donors with incorporation of molecular oxygen, incorporation of two atoms of oxygen. The coding region runs from base 227 to 1057 and encodes 276 amino acids. The transcript is spliced from 5 exons. The record is from RefSeq and is a predicted model, not a curated record. NCBI's taxonomy places the organism in Eukaryota, Viridiplantae, Streptophyta, Magnoliopsida, Poales, Poaceae.
CUUCGUCUCCCCCCGUCCGCCCCCGGUUUUGGCUUCUCUCCGGGCGGAUUCCUCGUCGUCUUCAUACGAGGAGGGAUGGACGCCCCGCCGAUACUCGCCAAUAUAUACCCGCCCCGUCCCCCGACCCGGCCUCCACACUCGACCCCACCCCCGCCCCCGCCCUCGCCGCCGACGACCCCCUCCUCCUCCGCAGCGGCGACCCGAGAUCCGCCCUUCCCCGACGACCAUGCCGGUGGCGCAGGCGGGAGGGCAACCCGUGGCCGCGGACACCGCCUCGUCCCGCAGGAACCGCCGCCGCAACAAGAAGUCCUCCAACGCCAGCGCCAACGCCGCGGCCCCCGUGGUCGCUGUUCCGGCGCCGGUGCCGCCCACGCCGAUGCAGCGCCUCUUCGACACCAGCCGCGAGGUCUUCGCCGGCUCCGCCCCCGGCUUCGUCCCCCCGCCCGACGCCGUCGCCCGCCUCGCCGCAAUCCUCAAUGGCCUGAAGCUGCAAGAUGUUGGCAUAGACACAAGCAUGACGUGCUUCAAGCGCAGCGAGCCGAGGGGGCCUCCUGCAGUCACCUAUCUGCAUUUCUAUGACUGCCCCAAGUUUUCGUUUGGUAUCUUCUGUUUACCAAAGCAUGCUAUCAUUCCUCUGCACAACCAUCCCGGGAUGACCGUCUUCAGCAAGAUGCUCUUCGGCUCCAUGCACCUCAAGUCGUAUGACUGGGCUAGGAGUAUCUCGGAGGCUGGCACUACUGCGCUCACCACCUCAGACGGGGCUCGUCUAGCAAAGAUCAACACAAACAAUGUUGUUGACGCCUCAGCUGAUACCAUAGUUCUGUACCCGGAGAACGGAGGCAACCUGCACUGCUUCACGGCGCUGACCCCUUGCGCUGUUCUCGACGUCAUGGGACCCCCUUACAGCAGCGCUGCUGGCAGGGACUGUGCGUACUACAGCGAGACCCCCUUCUCAAACACAGCUGGUGUGGCUGACGUGCGGUACUCCUGGCUCAAGGAGAUUCCCAAUACCUUCCGGAUGAAGGGCGUAACGAUGCCGCGGGACUUCGUCGUCUAGGAACCUGCAUGCUGAAGGGCGCUCCCGCCGUCUAGCUUCUUUGUGUAGAUAACAGUUGUAACCUGCGAAAGGCAGGUAGUCAGUCAGUUGUCAGUCGGUCCAACCUAGCUCUCAGGCUAGCAAACUCUUUUUUUUUACCCUUACCCGUUCGUCGGGGUUGAAACUAUCUCAUGUCGUCUGUCA